AUUCGCAAAGCCGACAAAAAAGGGGCUAGCCGUGAAAGCCGCGGCUGUACGGCGGUUCGAAUAUAAUACGUGCUUGUACUUGUGCUACGCACAGCCUUGUACAAAAGCACGCUGCGCAAGAGCCAGCGAAAGCACCUGCACAGCUCCACAGCCUCCACUGGCGCUCGCGGGUCUCCGGCGAGAUAGCAAAAAGUCGCAUCAAACGCAAUGGCCUCCUUCGCCGCCGCCUUCGCCGACGUCGCGCCAAUCGAGCAGGACGACGGCCCGGCGCCCGUCUGCGCGAUCGCGUACGCGCCGGAGUACGCGCGACUGAUGGGCUUCUUCCGAGCUAUUCUAGAAAGUAACGAGCGGAGCCCGAGGGUGCUGGAAUUAACAGCUGCUUUAGCGGAGCACAAUGCCGCCCACUAUACCGUGUGGCACGUCCGCCGAGAAUGCUUGUGGGCGCUGGCUUCGAAUGAUGCCAGCAUCCUUACGGACGAGUUGCGCUACUCCGCGGAAGUAGCCAGAGAGAACCCGAAAAAUUAUCAGAUCUGGUACCACCGACGCGCAUUGGUGGAAAAGAUCGGGCAGGCCGCGGCGGCCGACGAGCUCGCAUUGAUCUCUACCGCGUUGCGAGACGACGCGAAGAACUACCACGCGUGGUCGAACCGCCUCUGGGUCCUCAAGACGUAUGGUGGAUGGGCCGGCGAGCUCGAAUUUUGCACGGCUUUGCUCGAUGCGGACGUCUACAACAACUCGGCCUGGAACCACUUGUAUCAAGUCAAGGCGCAGCUGGGCUGCGACCCAGUGGAAGAGGUCCGUUCGACGCUGGAACGUUUAAAUCAUGCGCGCGAGAACGAAUCCGCGUGGGUCUAUGCGCUGGCCUUCGCGAAGUCUGAUGAACGCGCGGCCGCGGCGCUGCUGGCGCACUGCGAAGGCGCUGAGGGCGUCCGAUCUCAAAUGGCGCUCGUGGAAUUACUAAAGACGAGCGACCCGGGGCGCGCCUCUACAAUCGCGCGGCGCCUCGCCGAGCUCGACGCGACGCGGGCGAGGUACUGGCGGCGGCGCGCGGAGGGGCUGGGUAAUGGCACGUGAG
Messenger RNA from Pelagomonas calceolata, 1075 nucleotides. NCBI's taxonomy places the organism in Eukaryota, Pelagophyceae, Pelagomonadales, Pelagomonadaceae. The record is from the annotation of a GenBank genome assembly.